CCCAGAACCGAUGAGGGUAGUCUUGCUAUAUUUUUCGUUGUACGUAUUUUUAGAUAUAAUCGAGGAGUCGUUUUUUUAUAUAUUUUUUUGUAAUUCAUGACUUGAGAAAUUUUUUUUGUUAUCAUGUAGAAAAAAAGGCCAGGGCUCUUUCAAGGAAUCACUUGGGAAAUCGAAGUCGAAGAAGCCUGCUAGUUCGCAUCACAUCGCAUCGUGAAUCGUAGGGUCAUCGAGGGAUAUUAGGACAUUUUCGAAUUUCAGAUGGGUUCGAACUGUCUCUGUUGUAGCUAUUUACGGCGUUGUGGAAGGUCUUUAUGCCAUUUUAUCCUAUCACAAGAGGAAGGAGUACGACGUAAACGCCGUUUGAUUUGGGGAGUGAUCGUUUUGCUUAUUGUGGAUGUGAUUUGGGUCGGCUCAGCAGAGUUGACUGAUGUAAGUAAAAUUUCUCACUUUACAUUUAACAGAAUGCACCAAUCUUUAAGCAUGGGGGAAUAGGGAAAGGGGUGGAAGAUACGUAGAGAGAAUGACUUUUUACAGUCUUCAACAGCAUAAUAAAAUUUUCCCAAUGGAGUGAAACGAAUCGUAUUCCUACCUGUGGUUGAUGUACAAAGAACAAACUGAUCCUCUUAGGUGAACUGAAACAAAAAUAGUCACGAUAAGAAACCCGAAAAGUUCAGGUUUGGGAGGGUUUUUGAACUUGGCCUCUCUGAUUCUAGCUGGGCAACAAUGCCAACUGAAAUAUGAAGCCUGACUCUUCUGUUUUAUGUUGCAGUUUCUCUUAAUUGCAUAUUACUUACAAGGAUUAUCCAGACUUCACCCUUUUCUAGUUUUCAAGGCAAAAUGUUGGCUUGAUGUGUUUGUAUAAGGCGAAAGACUGGUUUGCACCUAACCAUCAAAUCACUCUUCUAUGAUGAAACAAUACAUAUUCAACAUGAGUUACCUGGAAACAAUAUUAAAAAUUUCCCAUUGUUUUUACUCAUAAUGUGGGAAGUGUGGUGGUGUAAUGGUUGGUACCCUGGACUCCAGGUUGAGAGUUCAGGGUGCAAGACCUUGCCAAGUUAUUGUGUUGUGUUCUUAGGCCAAAUAAUUUACUUCCAUUGUGCCUCUUAGCUCUUCACCCAGGAGUAUAAAUGGGUACCGUUGAAUUGUCGAAGAAGCCUGAUGAAAUGCUGGGGGUAACCUUGUUAUAGACUGGAAUCCCAUAUGCCAUCUGAGGGGGGGAGGGGUAGUUUUAUUCUCAGUCUCUUCAUGCUAUGUAACUGGGAUAAGCUCAGGCUGAAAAAGUCUCAUGGCUUGAUUACAGAUUUAAGCUUCUAAUAAUAAUGAGAAUUUCAUUUGAUUAUAGUUUAUCUUCAAAAGUGAAGGAUUUAACAAGCCCUUUUUCACCACAUAUGUCAAGACGUCAUCUUUUAUGGUCUAUCUCACUGGAUUCCUUUUUUAUGAGCCUUGGAGAAUACAUUGUAAAAACUGUAAUGACACAACUAAUGUAAGUUAAGAUAUGUAUCUACCAGGGAUACUAGAGAUGUACUUCUUGACUCAAAAUACUUGUAUUUGGGUAUGGUUGUCACUUAAUCAAGGCAAGAAUUUAGAAGAAAAAGUAUUGACAUGCUAAGUAUAGUCUGUUAAGAUGCUUUCCAGUCACAGGUGGGGUAAAGAGGAAUGUGGGAAGAAAGAGAAUGAGCAGGAGAUAGGGGUAGGAGGAGAACAGUGACUAGGACAGUGAAGUGGGGGGGGGGGGAGACCCUGUCCAAGUCCUCCGGUUGUUCUCACUACCAAGGGCAGCUCUCCAGUCACAGAUGGGGUAAAGAGGAAUGUGGGAAGAAAGAGAAUGAGCAGGAGAUAGGGCUUAGAGGAGAACAGUAACUAGGACAGUAAAGGGGGGGGUGGGGUUAGCUUAGGUUUUACCCUUCCAAGUCCAAGUCCAAGUCCAAGUCCAAGUCCAAGUCCAAGUCCUUAGGUUGUUUACACUACCAAGGGUAGCUCUCUAGUCACAGGUGGGGUAAAGAGGAAUGUGGGAAGAAAAAGAAUGAGUAGGAGAUAGGGCUAAGAGGAGAACAAUGAUUAGGAUGGUGAUGGGGGGGUGAACCCUGCCAAAGUCCUCGGACUGUUCUCAAGACCAAGGGCAUAGUUGUUUUCCCAUACAUACCAACCUAGACAGGCAUCUAACUCCUUUUCUUUUUCUGCUAGUUCAAUUUUUCUUGCUUUGCUUUAAAAACAUUCUGGACCAUGGUCCAUAUUUUAUAAAACGCUGAGUCUCUCACAAGCAUGGGGUUAGCCAAUCAGAUUUAAGGAUUUAAGUUUCCAGCCCACUGAGAUGCUUCAGAAAAAAAUAAUUCAGAGUUUAUUAAAAGAUCAUGAUCCUUACUUGUAAGUGGUCUAUUUCAAAUCAUUGCGUUUAUGGUUGUGCUCUUAUGUUACUUUAGGGUCAGAAAAGGUAUACGUAUUCUAUUUACCCUUGGAUUUUACAGUAGCUUUACCCUUUGUCAUGUUUAUUUACUUGCUUGUUUGUUUUUGUAAUUAGGUAUCAGGAUCAGAUGUGAGCCAAACUGGAGAAAGUUCAUCACUUUUAGGCUCUUCUGACUCAUCACCGGCUCCCAAACCACACAUGGUGAUGAUUGUUUUUAAAUUGAUUUAAUUAAUUUAAUUGUUCUCAUUCCAACUAUAGACAAUUUUCUCACAACUACCCUUAUCCAGACUAUCAUGCUAGUAAAUUAGUUAUUGCCAUUAUUUCUGUCACUAUUUUCUUUUCUGUUAAUUAUUAGUAGCAUCAUUAUCAUUAUUAUCAUCACUGUCAUCAUUCUGUCUGGGGUUCCUGUCAGUACUAAUCAAGUGUGCAGGGAAAUUUUAGUUAGUUGUGUCAUGUGCUGGUGGUGUGUACACAUUCUUGUUUCACCUCAACAUUUGUUUAUUGAACAUUUUUUAUUAAGUAAUGAAAAUUAACUAAUGAAAGAGAGGUAACUGUACAAAUAGCAUAGCUACACCUGUAAUCUGGACGGUGUAGAGUUUAUGUAUAUACAAUGUAAAAUAAUAAAUAUGGGAAAACAUAUGCAUAAACAUAUCUGCGAGAAAAUUAAUACAUAAGGAGAGGACAAGAUCAUUACAUACAAAAGAAAGGAAUUGAAGAAAAUCAAUACUUAGAAAAGAAGGCAAAUAGUUUUAAUUUAUUAUAAAAAUAUUAAGCUUCUAACUAAGGAAUAAUUUAUCUUUGAUAGUUAGCAACUUCUUUUCAAUCAUCUACAGUUUGUUGGAUGCAUCCUUAUAAAACUUACACAGUGCGUCAUAACUAUCAGUGUAAAAUUGCAGAUCUCUUGAGUCUGCUUGAAAGGUCUCUUCAGAUGAUCUUCAAGACUUUGAAUGUGUUAACUCAUUGUUGGCUAUCUUGAUUCCUUCUCUCAAAGUAGACAACUCUUUUGUAAUUUCUUCAGCUUGCUUCUUUAAGGCAUUGUUUUCUCAUUUAAGUUGUUUUGUAGCCAUCACUGUUUAACAUAAAACUCCUUAGUCUGUUGAUCUCGAUGAAUAAUUAAUGGCAGAGGCACAAGUAUUGCUCACAUGUCCAUCUUUAACCAGAUGUUAUGCUUUUUGUCUCACCUUGAAAAUUUGCUGAAAUAAAUGGCAGUUAAGCUGCUGGAGACAGCCUUGUCUUCAAGAAUCUUAACCUCUACUUAGGGACAAAACUAAUGGACCAGAACAGUCAUUGUCUGUGUCGUUGUCAUAAUCAUUAUCAUAAUGAUUGUCCUUGUCUUUGUCUUCAUCAUUAUUAUCAUUAUUAUCAUUUCUAUCAUUUUCAUCAUCAUUAUUGUCAUGUAAAACACUUCAACCACAAAAAUAAGGACUGUUCUCCAAAACUUAACCAUUUAUUUUGAACAUUUCUCAACCAGGAGUUUGCAUAAAUCAUAUAACCUUAAUCUCACCAAAGUGAUGGCAUGCAAUGCGUACAAAGAAGAUAAAAAGUGUAAAAACUGAACGAAAUGUCAAUGUUCAGUCACAACAAUUGUUGGUAAUGUUCUCAUUCCUAUUGUAAAUAUCAUCAUCAUCAUCAUCACUACCCAUUACAUUCAUUCACAGCACCAGCUAACAAUUUUCUGGCCAAGGUUCUCAGGUAUCUUCUGUAAAUGUCUUGAAAUAACAAGUUUCCUUAGUUCACUUACCUAAAUCACCUUCAACUGAAGGUGUUAUUCAACAGUGUUAUUCCUUUCAUAAAAUUCUAGCUUUCACUCAACCUUUUCCUCCUCCCAAACCCAUUUCAUUAUCAUUAUUGUCAUGUAAGGUACUUCAACCACAAAAAGAAGGACCCUAACUCCUAUGUCACUACAUACUGCAAUGUCAAUUACUUUGCAUGUCUACUUGUGGUUGUUUAGAACUACCAAAUCAAGUCUCCAAGCUGUUAUCUCAUGGCUAGUUUAAAAGCAUUUAGUCAACUGUUGUUGCAGUUACUUCUAUUAUUAGUAAUACUAGUUACUGUCAGUAGUAUCAACAAAUUUCUUCAAGACAAUAAUUUUUCAAUGAUUGCUUUUAUUUUCAAUGUACAGAACGAGCCAACUUUUGAGCAAAUGACAGAUGAUGAGCGCACCAGCGGAGUUGAUAUGGUUUCUAGUAAUUCAUAUGAAAUAAUUUCAGGUAGGUGAUGCUCAAUUUGACAUCAGUAAGAUUAGAUGUGUCUUUUAUCUGUUAGCAAAUUUGUUCUCCUGGAGUUCCUAACUUUAUGUUAUUUCUUUUAGUGUUCAUUUGGAGAAUUUGAACAUAAAACAUGACAAGAUAUCUUUCCCUUAGAAGAGGUUAAACUAAAUUCACAUAAUUAUAUAACAAUAUCUAUUAUUUUUUACCCCGGAUGAGGUUAUUCCCCUUAAAUGGAACUUACAUAGUGCUGAGAGUUUUGCCAAACAUACCCAAUGGCUGUCUUAUUUUGUUCAAAGAGCUUUAAGUAAAAGGCAAAAUGAUUGACUGUGACUUUCCACACACUAACCAAGUUUUAACCUAGACCUUGUAGACCUUUCCUCAGAGCCAUUUGCUCACUAAAGUGAACUACCGGUAUUUUCCUUAAACACCUCCAUAUUUCAAGAUAUAACACUUGUAUUCUGCUUGAAAGACUUGACACUUGUUAAAAUUCCCCACCCAAGCCAAGCAAGGUUCAAAUUCCCCACCCCCAGGCAUUGCAAUGGUCAAAUGCCAAAUGCCUAUGGGUCUCUUGGGCAGGGAAGGGGGGGGGGGGAAUUAAUUGGUGCAUGAAUUACAUUCAAUGACUGAAGUUUUCUUCAGUCUGUGGCAUAAAUUUAUUUUUAUAUUCAGAGCCAAGAAAAGUAACCUUCAGCAAUGUGAGAGAGGUGCGUCGGUUAGCAGGUAAAUGUUACAAGUGUUUAAUGUUUUACACUGCAAUGUCAGUCUCCAUAUUCUUCAUGCUGUUCAACCAACAUUUCCUGAGGUGCUGGAAAGGAGGAUUUGUUUAACAAUCAAAGCUUCUUAGGUCAGCAAUCGUUUGCUUUAUCCUCGUGACCUUAAUGAAUGAUUGAGCAGUAUUGCUCUAAGGAGAAAUUAGAUGCUAGUCACUCCAAAGGUUUAAACAUUAUUAAUAAUAGUGAGAGAUAUUUUUCUUAUAAAUUACUCGGUAUUGGAAAUAUAGGAUAUAAGGUGAUUUUCUUUGUUAUUUUUUUAUUAUUAUUAUUAUUAUUAUUAUUAUUAUUAUUAUUUCAGAGUGCCUCUGAGAAACUGAUGUUGUAAAAGUGAUGUACAGAGCAACACAAAAAAGUCACAACCAUGUUGUUCUUCUUACAAUUAACAAUAGUUUUUUUUUUGUACCCUGUAGACCAUGUUGGGGAACAGGCCUGGAGUGCACGACGGCCAUAUCAGGCUUCACAAUUACCAAGCCAUAAGUUGCCUCUUAGGAAAGUGGCUAAAGUGGCUUUAAUCUUUUGCUUUUUGGUUAGUAAAAAAAAAAAUCUUUCAUAAGUGCAAGAUGAUUUCAAAUUGGAGGUUGACAAAGAAACUGCCCUUUCUUUUCCUUUCCUUUCAAAUGAAUGUGGUGAUAGCCGGUAGCUCACCAUAGACUGACUGAGUUAUCUGUAGUUCAGUGCUGGAGCAUUGAGACAGGGAAUCUAAAUGACUUGGGCUUGAUUCCUUGUAGGGGAUUUUUGCUCUGUCUUACACCCAUGACCAAUAAAUUUUUAAUCUUAAUAUUGAGUCAGAAGUCAGAGCAGGGGUGGAUAUUUUGGAUGUGGCAUUUGACCAUACUUUAUAUAUUGCUCGAAGAGCCUUGCUCCCCUCACCUCCCCUCCCUUUAGGUACCAUAAUCCUGAGCUGUGCUACCCCAGAAAAUUUUGAAAUACUUCAGUAAUAGAGAUUCUUAUGGGUUUUUUUUUUGGAGAAGAAACCUUCAUGCUUUUGUUACCAAAAUGAGAUGAUUUCUUUAAAUAAUUGAGUAAUGAUAUGAUGCAUCAAUCAACAGUUGAAUCAUCUUUUCCAAGGAAAGUACACAAUCCUUCAACUUGUUAAAAAAAAAAAAAAAUACUAACAGCUAUAAGGUCAAAUAUAUCUUAUUUCAGAGAAGAUAGUCACUUUUGUGUUAUUCUUUUGGUUGAAAUUUAAAGAGCAGCUGGCAAAAGUCAUUUUUACAGUCAAUCAAUAUGCUUCAUGCUUAGCUCAUAAUGAAACUCUUGAGUGCUUAAUUAAGACUUCAUACCAUUGAUUGCAUACUAUUUUUGCUAAUUAAUUUGAAGUAAAUUUUUCCAUCCAGUGGUUCAGUGCUAACUGCAGUUACCAGGUGGCCAUUUCCAACACAUCACCAGCUGCUGUCAAUAUUUUGUCCUCUUCAUCAGGUAAAAGAAACCUUUAAGUUUGUGCAGUCUUAGUUUCCCAGUUAUAAAUCAUUUUAACUCAGGCCUUUAAUCACAAAGGGUGAUAAGAAAAAGGAACCACCCUAAAUUUUAACUCCAUUUUUCAGUCUUGCUCAUUGUUUUGGCUAAUUCAAAAGAAGCUGAGAAAAUGGGAAUUUUAUAACUCUAUCUUCAAAUUACUAUGGGUUUUGCUGCCAUUUUAGAGAGUAAUUAACUAAAGAAACUCAGGCAAGUACAUGUACCUUUUCCAUAAGUCUUAAGGUUGUUGUAAGGACUGUAAAAAGAAAUUCAAAACCAUUUUCAUUAUCAGGAAACCCCAUCAUAACCAUCAGGUUGAUUUGUAACAAAGGUAUGUGCAAGUGAUAGAGAAGAAAAAGACCUUUUAUUGUUUCUGCUGGAAACACUUAUCAUACCCAUGCUUAGUCACUGCUGAAAAAAGUCAGUACUUGCUAUUUUUUCUCUUUAUGACAGGACUCUUUACACUCAUUUUAGCAUCUAUAUUCCAGAGUUCAACUUCUGACAAAUUUUCAGUGACAAAGCUUGUUGCUGUUCUAAUGAGGUAAGUUUGAAUUUUGAUCUUUCAAAAAUUUUUGAUCUUUCUUGAUGUUGUCCCUAAUUAAGAGAAUUAUUUUCCAUUGCAUGUUUGAUAAGGGGGUUAUUUCAAAUGGAAUUAUUGUGGUAACUUCCUUCUAGUCAGUUCUGUAACUUUACAAUAGGAUUCGUCUAACUCAAGCUCUGUUGGCUCAAACUCCCUGCCAACUCCAACAAAAUGUGAUUUCCCUUGGAUUUGACCCCAUCUUUUCAGUCAUUUACUAUCAGCUAACCAUAGCUUGCCUAACUUUAACUAAUAUUUUACUUUCCCUUUGCUCAAAUUUGUUCUAGCUUUAGAACUGCAACUUCAGCUAAAAAACAUUGGCCAAUAAACAUCAAAGUAUCAGAACAUAGCUGAUGAAUAUAUCCCAAUUAGAAAUUGCAAAUGAAUCAAACAGGAUAAUGUUUAAUAAAGGGUAACACAUUUUGCUAAACUUCCCAAACUUAAUGUUCCUGUAAAAAAAUUCCUGUAAAACAAACUAAGUUUACAAAAAUGACUGUCGAUUUGUGAGAAUUGUAAAAACAUGAUUCGCUACUAAUCAUGAACAAUUUAAUACCAAUCCUAAUUAUUUGAAACCCCCCCCCAGCUCAAAUAAUUUUUUUCCCCCUUUGGCUUGAUUCAGAGUGGUUCAUCUGUUACCUCUAUAGUAAGUAACGGAAAGUCAUAAUAACAGAGCUCUAAUUUUUUUUGGUUCUAGUGUUACUGGUAUUGUGCUGGUUACACUAGCAGACUCGAGAAAAAAAAGGGAAGGAAUCAGUGUUGGAGCAUUAUGGGCCUUGGCCAGUGCAUUCUUGUAAGUGUGGCUGAGAUUUAGUACACAAACAUACAAAUAGCUUCUUUCAUACUUCCUGCAAAUUCCACUAUAAUCACAGUGGCCCACUGUGCUUGCCGGUAAGAGGUCCAUGAUUGUUCUGGCAGGUAUCAGACAGCAAGAUGCUGUCAGAUGUUGGAGCAUUAUGGGCCUUGGCCAGUGCAUUCUUGUAAGUGUGGCUGAGAUUUAGUACAUAAACAUACAAAUAGCUUCUAUUACAAUAGGAUUCUGGCAGGUAUCAGACAGCAAGAUGCUCAUGAUGAAGCAGUGCCGAUAAGAUACUGCCUAAAGGCUAAUGCACAGAUAAUCGCACACCCGGAUUAUUAACAGGAAAACCAACAUGAAAAUAUGCACAUACCUACUAGUAGGUAAUCAUGCAGAUUGUCAUUAGGCAGCCCAUUUUGAAAAUAAACACACAUAAAAUCAUGCAGAAUUUUAACAGGCAGACCAACAUAAAAAUAUGCACAAAUGCACAAUCAUGCAGAAUUGUAACAGGCAGACCAAUUUUUAAAAAAAUACACACACACACAUAAACAAUCAUGCAGAAUGUAAACAGGCUGGCCAGCAUAAAAGGAUGAGUGACACACAGAUAGGCCAACAGUAAGACAUUCAAACAUGCUGGAAGAUCUGUGGGUUCAACACAUGGACAGAAAAAUAGAUAAAGAGACUAAAUCUAAUGAAAUCUAAAAAGUCUCAACUGUCCUUAGCAUCAGUUGCUUGAACUUAUCUCUCUAAUUUCUUUGUUACAUAGUCAGUUAUUUUUUUCUUCUUUUCAGGUAUGCUUGUUAUUUAACAAUGAUAAAACAUAAGGUUCCCAAUCAGAAGCAGAUGGACAUUCCCAUGUUCUUUGGUAAGAGAAGAAUUUUUUAUAGGUUUGUUUUAAGUAAAAUGCUGUCAUAGUUUUUCUGUAAAUAUGUGUUAGUUUGGAUAGAGUGCUUUUUGAUCAAAAGUUUUAAAACUAAAAUCAAAAUUAUCACAACAGCCAAUUAGAGAAAAGGAAAAUACCAUUAAGAGCCAAAGACAACUCAGACUGAAAAUGAUUAACUGCUUAACAUAAAGAAAAACAUGAGCAACCAUAUCAUGAUUAGUGUUAGUGUUACAUCUGAUUGGUUGAUUGAAUGGCCUAAUUAUUCUGGAGCAAUCACAAGGUAAAGUAAAGUAAAACCAAUGCAAUCACGGAGUACAUUCAACGCUCAAUUAAAAAUUGCUUUGACAAGCCAAUUGUACUUCUCUCUUUCAGGUCUCGUUGGAUUGUUUAAUUUCAUUCUUCUGUGGCCUGGAUUUUUCAUUCUCAACUAUUGGAAAGUUGAGCAAUUUAUGCUUCCUCCAGAGCCAACUGUUUGGGGCUAUAUUACUUUGAAUGCCCUUAUUGGAACAGUUCUGUCAGAAGCCUUGUGGCUUUGGUAAAUGUUCUCUUUUUCAUUGACUGUGUUAUCUCAUGCCCUGUCAGGUGUUAUGUCACAUCACCAAAGCCAUUUACUUUCAUAUAAUUUUAUUAUGUUUCAUGUCCUCUCACAUUGAGUCACAUAACACAAAAUUGCAUCAUGUCACACAAUCUCAAGUCAUGUCAUGUCUUGUGUUAUUUUAAGAUGUCAUGACAAGUCACAGUAUUGACUGUCUUAUGUCAUUUCAAGUCUAAACUCCUCACAUGUCACCAAAGUCAUAUACCAUGGUAUUAUUUUCUCAUGUUUCACUUCAUCUCAUGUUAAGUUGUGUUACAUAACAUUAUGACAUGUCACCUCAUUUCAAGUCACAUGGCAUCUUGUGUCAUUUCAAGUAAGAUAUGAUGACAUGUCACAAUGUUGACUUUCUUAUCUCACGCUAUGUCUGGUCUAAUCUCAUGUGACUGAAGUUGUAUCCCAUCAUACCAUUUUCUCAUAUUUCGUGUCAUGUCAAGUCAUGUAACAUGUCAUUACAUCAUGUCACCUCAUUUCGAAUCACAUUGUGUCUUGUGUCAUUUCAAGUUAGAUGUCAAGACAUGUAACAUCAUGGACUGUCUUACCUCAUGCCAUUUCAGGUUUCAUAUCAUGUCAUUUAAGCAUUUAAGUCACAUUCCUUUGGAUCAUUUUUAUUUGUCUCCUGUAAUUUCAUGUAAAGUCAUAUAACACUACUUAAAGUCAUGCCACCCCAUUUCAAGUGACAUCCUGUCUUGUGUCAUUUUGGGUAAGAUGUCAUAACCUGUUACGUCAUGUCAUGUCAUUAAAUUUGAUGUGAUAUGAGUCAUGUGUAUCUCUUAGCAUGUCACACAGUGCCAUACCGUAUCAUGAGUUUGUCAUGUUUCUUUGUGGUUGUGUAGUUAUUUUGAUUUGUACCUUAUACUUCAGCGCUUCUCCUUUCGAACCAUACCUUGAUUUUCCAUUUUCUUUGAAGGAGAGGAACUUGAGAUCAAGUGGAACAAACACUUAAAUUUUAUUAUAUUUAGCGAUCUGACAAGUGCAUUUUGUAAUCUAUAUUUUAGGGGCUGUUACUUGACGUCAUCAUUAACAGCUACACUUUCUUUGGUUUUGAUCUUACCACUGACCAUGUUCGUUGACGUGUUCAUGAAGAGAGUAAGUGAAUUUGAAUUUUCAACUCAGUGGUCUGACAUCUGCGCAUGUGCGAAUGUUGUAAUGACCAGGUGACGUGCUUGCAGGCUGUCAGAACCAAAUAGUCUCGCACGAGUUACAAACAACCACACGAACCACUAACAAGAGUAUAGCUUUUCUGUUAAAGCUCAAAACAGGAUGUUGAUUCAACAGGAUAACUGUAAUCGUAUAAGCUUUUUGAUCCAGAACUCUUCAGUUUUCCUUUUCCCUAAUUUUGUUUCCUUUUACAGAUUUUAAUCAACGUUUUUAAUUUUCUUUCGCUUAUUUUGCGAGAGAGCAGCUGUUAUGUUUUUCUUAGAAAUUUUGCGCGGGAAAUUGGUGCGCAGGCUGUCAGACUUGAUCCCUUGCGCAUGCCUAACGUGUGACCGCUGAGCUGAAUUUUCAUACGUAUCUUCUUUAGUAGCAGUUUACUAUCUGUGGUAAAAACCAUUUUACGAACUUCUCCCGCGUCCAUGGCUAAAAUAUUGAUGUCAUUCGAUUUUGCAGGUCCAUUUCUCGUGGAUGUUCUUUUUGGGCACUAUACCGGUUUUUUUGUCAUUUUUCGCUGUGAGCUUUUUAACCCAUUACGGAGAUUGGGACCCAAUCUGGAUUGGAGUGAAGAAACUCGCCAAUAGCCAGAGGCAGCUUGUUAUUGGGUGUGUUGAAUAAUAAAUAGAUUACCAGCUAACUCAAUUAGUGGUGGGUCGCAAACAGCCCCAAAUCAGGAGGGACCUAAGUAAGUUCGUUUCCAUGUCUCUGCUCGCCUCUCUCUGGUUCCAGGGGGCGGGAAGUAUGCAGAUCCUGAUAAAAAAGUUGAGAGUUCUUUUCUUGGCUCUUACUACCGCUAUUUGGGUUCAGUUUGAAAUGCCAUAACGAGGGCAUCCUAUUUAAGUGGUCAAUGUCAAAGGUUUUUAUUAAUAUCUUUUUCUGUUGAAUCUUCACUCGUUUUUGCACUCGUCCUGCUAAAAUCGGUUUCUAAAGAAAAUCUGCAUGUGUUUAGAAAGCAAGCGUGA
This is a messenger RNA of Pocillopora meandrina, 11804 nucleotides long. The record is from the annotation of a GenBank genome assembly. Lineage: Eukaryota; Metazoa; Cnidaria; Anthozoa; Scleractinia; Pocilloporidae.